Messenger RNA from Vespa velutina, 7240 nucleotides. RefSeq names its product synaptic vesicle glycoprotein 2B-like. The coding region runs from base 1838 to 3856 and encodes 672 amino acids. Gene Ontology annotation, cellular component: membrane. Lineage: Eukaryota; Metazoa; Arthropoda; Insecta; Hymenoptera; Vespidae. Gene Ontology annotation, molecular function: transmembrane transporter activity. Gene Ontology annotation, biological process: transmembrane transport. The record is from RefSeq and is a predicted model, not a curated record. The transcript is spliced from 13 exons.
UUGAAAAAAUAAUUUUCUACGAAAUAUGCAUAUCGUAUUCUGGCAGAAGGGCAAUAGCGACUUUCGGGUAAGUCGAAAUUAAACCUUUAGCGCAGAGCCAAAGACGAUGAUUCAUCCGUAUUCUAUGAAUUCAAGAUACUACUUGGCUCUCAACUAAAAACGAACAAUGCGGUGAAAACGCCUAGGAUUAUUUUGAAUGAUUUUGGAAAGUGGAAAAAGAAAUCGAUUUGUUAAUUGAUCAAGUAUAAAUUGGAAUAAAAUUGUUUUUGUUAAUUUGAAAUGAAAAUUGUCGAUAUAAUUAGAAUUAUUUCGAUGAACUUUCGAUCUUUUCGUAAAUUGUUGCUUGAACAUUGAACGGUGAGCCGUAGAGAGGGGAAAGCGUUGAGUUGACUGGUGGGGAUAACGGGAGGGCGCCAGAGUUCUCUCUCUUUCUCACUCACUCACUCACUCACUCUCUGUCUCUUUCUUACACAUUCACUCUCCGUCUCUUUCUUACACAUUCACUCUUUCCCCCUUGGACGGGCAGGAAGGUGAUCUCGUCGUUCUCGUAGGCGUAGCGUCAAAUCGAUACGCACGUAGUUUGUUGUUUCCUUCGUAGCGCGAAAAUGUCAGCGAGUCGAUCGCUUUUUACGGAGAAACGAAGAAUAAGCCAAAGUAUGCUGACAUCGUUGUAUCAUCGUGUUACGAUAUAAAAACUUGGAAGUUUUGCUCGUAGCUGUUAACAAAGGGAGAAAAGGGCUUUUUAUCUCUUUCCCUCUCUUUCUCUCUCUCUCUCUCUCUUUCCCCCUCUCUCUCUCUCUCUCUCUCUUUCUCUCUCUCUCUCUCUCUCUCUCUCUCUCUCUGUUUCUCUCUCCCCUUCUCGCAUUCGUAUAUAUCAUCCGUAUAUUAUCAGCAUUCUACCUACCCUUUCAUAAAUUAAUUCCCGAAAGAGACAAGGUGUAAAAAAGAAUGAAGUGAAAGAAGGAUAGUGUUAAGACAAGUGUUUAAACAAGAAAAGAUUGUAGAAAACGACGACGACGACGUACAAAAGAAAAAAAAAAAAAAGAAAAGAAAAGAAAAAUUGUUCAAACGAAAGGAAAGAAAAAACCGAGUUUAAAAACGAAAAAGAGAAGAAUGCAAGAGAAUUCUUAACUCGAUUAGUAGAAAAGUUUUUGUCCUUGCACAACAGGGAUGCCUUGAGGUAGGACAAUGAUCGGACGGAGAACGACCUUCGAAAUAUCAAUAAGGGACUUUCUUUCACGUAACAAUGUAACGUAAUUUUUCGAUAGAUUAAAAUAUAAUAUUCGUGUUACUUAUUUCAUCGAAUUAUCGUUUCGUAUUCCUUUCCUUUCUUACCUUCUUUCUUUUUUUUUUUCCCCCUUUUUUUUCUGGUCUUCUUUGUUCUUUUAUCGUUACAAUCGAAUUCGACGAAGAUAUAUAAAAGUGCGAGUGUAAAUUAUUACAAGAUACAAUGACCGAUAUCGUAGAAUUGUAAUUAGAAAUAAGGGUGGGUAAAAUCAUGUUCGGUCCAUUAGGUGAUUAAAAAGAAGAACAUUCACGUUGGAGUUAAGUUUUAUUGUCGAUCGAUAAAAAGGAGUGUGUGUGUGUGAAGGAUCAAAGUGUGUUAUACGAAGACAGUGGAAUUGAUCAACGAUAGAGUCAUACGCGCUUCUGUUUUGUGACAGAAAGAGAGAGAGAGAGAGAGAGAGAGAGAGAGAGGUAGUGUCCAAAAGGAAGAAGACAAAAGAGAGAGAGAGAGAGAGAGAGAAAGAGAACGAGAAAGAGAAGAAAAUAGUUACGUGUCGGUGCCGGUUUCCGCGAAGACGACUUUUUAUUAACCAGAUGAGUUGUGGCAGUAAUGCCCCCAUCGGAGGAGGAAAGCCAGUGGCUCGUUGGCAGCGGGGGUGGUGUAACGUCCUCCAGUGGUGGUGCGACGAUAACCGGAACUGGAGAUCGUUCCUUGAAUAUUAGGGGUGGCCUUUACACCGAAGAAAUGACGACACAAACAGCUAAUUCGGCCAAUGCCACCGCUAACGCCCCCUCGGCCGAUUCCGCCGAGCAUGAUUUGAUCGACUCAACGGCAGAUGCUACGCUCCUCGCACAAUUUCAUGAGGAUGCAAUAAAGCAGGCUGGCGUUGGUUACUUCCAAUUAUUAGCAACAUUGUGUACAGGUCUAAGUUUAGCUGCUGAUACUGUUGAAUUUUUUGUUGUCCCAUAUAUAUUACCAAGUGCUGAAGUUGAACUAUGUAUUGAAGAUAAUGAAAAAGGAUGGCUUGCCAAUAUUACUCUCAUGGGUCUUGCACUGGGAGGAUUAUUUUGGGGAGGUCUUGGAGACAGAAUCGGAAGGCAUAGAUCAUUAUUAUCAGCCAUGUCGGUACAUGCUUUAUUUAGUGGUGUAGCUACAUUUAUGCCAACAUAUGGUACUUUUAUGACAGCAAGAUUCUGUUCAGCAAUUGGAGUGGGAGGAUCUGUUCCUUUAGCAUUUGCAUAUCUCGCAGAGUGUUGUCCAAGAUUGAGCAGAGGUCGAUGGACCGGCAUACUUGUAGCAACAGGAGCAUUAGGUGGCGUGUAUGCGGCUCUCUUAGCAUGGACAAUUGUACCAACAACUGGAGAGAUGGUUGUCCUGGAAAACAAGGAACACUUUAGUGCCUGGCAUCGUUUUCUAUUAUUAUGUUGUUUACCUGCUUUAUGUUCUACUAUUGGACUCAUCUUUCUACCAGAAAGUCCAAGAUAUCUUGUUGAGGCAGGAAGAGAUGUUGAAGCUAUGAUGGUUUAUCAGAGAAUAUAUAAAAAGAAUAAUGCACGAAAAGGGGCUGCAGGUGCACAGUACCAACUCUCUGAAUUAGAACUUCCAACUAAACGGCCACGUGGUUUGGCACCUCCAUCACCUAGUACUCAUACUAGCGUUUUGGCAGAUAUAAUGUACUCAGUUGAAAUGUUUUGGAGUUCCUUUCUGGAAUUAUUUGCAGCACCACAUUUACGUGUAACUUUAGUGCUUUUACUUAUUUGGUCAACUGCAUCAUUUGGUUUAUAUGGUCUUAUGGUAUGGUGUCCAGAAUAUCUUAAACUUAUAAGAGCUACAGAGUAUGAAGCUCAUACUGUACAAUUUGUUGGGAAAGAUUAUAAUAAUGAAAUAUUUAGUGGUUCUAUGGAAAAUUGCCAAUAUAAAGAUUCAACAUUUUCAUAUUGCAAGUUUACAAAAAUAGUACUCAGUCAUGUUGACUUUGACAAUUGUACUUUCCAGUUUGUAGAAUUUAGCAGUAUAAAAUCUAGUAAAACUCAUUUUACAGACAGUAUUAUUGUGCAUUCAAAAUUUAUAGAUACAGAUCUGUCAUCCCAAGCUUUCACAAGAUGUGAAUUACGUAACAAUACAAAGCUGAGUCUUAGUGGUCCAUGUCCAACUCUUGAUCUUGAUUAUAAUAUUUAUAUUGAAGAAGCAUUACAUGGUCAUCUAGUUGCGCAAUUGGCUUUUAUACCUGCAGCUACAUUAGCAGGACUUGCACUUACAGUUUUACAACGACCAAAAAUGAUAGGGAUCUCUUUAUUUUUCUCUUCUGUUGCGGCACUCUGCCUAAUAUUAGUUGGUACAAAUAGUUCUGCAGUUUUAGGAUUUGAAGGAGGAUUUAUAGCUGUUUUUACAAUUGCCUGGACAUCACUUAUUUUGGUUACAAUUGAGAGCUUUCCUACACAUUUAAGAUGCACUGGCUUUGGCUUUAUUGCAGCCGUCAUAAGAAUAUCGGGUCUCAUAGGGACUAUAACUUAUCAAACAUUAAUUGGUGCACCUUUAGUUGCACCAGCAUUGCUUACUGCUUCGACAUUGCUCAUAGCUAGUAUUACAACUUUGGAUUUGCCUCACACUCAUUCGGUAUUUUUAUAAAUACCACACAGUUAAAUACAACAUGAAAGAUAGAAUGAUAUAGUAAUGAAAACAUGGAGAAAAUAAUUUGAGCAUAGUGUGGAACAUUGAAAAGCACUUUGUAAAAAAUUUGUUUUUACAAAGUCCAUUAUAUGGUAAGAAAUAGAUAUUUCUUUCUUUGUAAUCCAGAUUUCGUACAAAGUGACAUAUCUUAAAGCUAUAACGAAGUGUGUGUAUGUUGUAUAUGCAAAUAUUUGAAGAACUAAAGCGCACAGAGAAUUAAUGGAAAUUUUUGAACGGUAGUGAAAAGACUUUCUGUGAAGUAAAGUGUGUGUGUACCGUAUGUAUGUGCAUUGAAGAGAUCAAUGAAACUUUCUAUGUUGGAAAGUGUAAAGAAGAGAGAAGUUUAAAUACAGAAAAGUUAUAAAUCCAAGUGACGUAAGGAAAUUAUCAUAAAGAGUUGGAAGUUAAUAACAGUCCUUAAGAAAAUACUAAGGUAAAGUUUCAAUAGCUCAAUGAUGUAUAAAAUUAUGCUAUUUACAGGCAUAUAUUGACAGGAGUGUUCUAUUAAGGGAUUCUUUGCGAAAUGUGUCAAUUCUAAUGAAUACAAUUAAUUGAGCAUUAAAACAUAACACUUCACCGAGUUAGAAGAGAAAAAAAGAGAAAUAAUGAAUCACUAAAUACUGAAUAUUACGAUAUAUUAUGAAAUAUAUUUGAAUGCAAAUAAGAUGCAUGAGGAAUGUUUAAUUUCACUAGUCAAACAAACAAAAUUGUACAAUAUUGGAAAUUCUGCAGUGUUUUAUUCUGCAGCGAAGCAUAUAAAUGAAAAGACAAAUUCUAACAUUUGCAUGAGAUUUUUUUCAUAUUUGUCAUAUGAAACGUGGAUAGAUAUGAUUUUUUUUUUUUUCUUUUUUUUUUCUUUUUUUUUUUUUUUUUGAAAACUGUUAUUUCUAGUAUGCCAAAAGAGUUGUAUGAUGGAAGAUUAUUAUUGAACAGAAGUUUACAUACAGCAAAGUUCUCCAUGAAAAAUAUAAAGUGUAUAUCCAGUACUUCCGCUUCAUACCGAUUACUAGUUCAUAGUAGCUAUGUAAGCAAAAGAUUAGUAAAAAGUAAUCAAGAGGCAUUAUCAAUAUAAUAUAAACGCUGCCGCAUAAAUCUUAAAUUUUUAGCUAAAGAUUUCAGUCAUCAGCAUUGUUAGUAUAAAUUCAAGAGAUUAUUGCCUCUAGUCAAUUUAAUCUUUAUUAAAAGCAAUGAUGUGUUAAAUAAUGAAAUGUCUCUAAUUGUCCAAUAUAGAUGCACAUGUAAUAGAAUGUUCUUUUUUUUUUCGGAAUAUAUAUAAAUUAUAUAUCAACAAAUACUCUAUAAUAGAGUCAUGAUAAUUACUUUUAUAGUUAUUUGUAUUUUGCAAUCUCUAUAAUCAAUUGGUAUGAAAUAUAACAAAGACAUACGAAAAAAAAUAAGGUUCCUUGGAAACAGUACACAUUAUUUCUAGGCUAUAAGAAUAUCAGCCUGUCAAGAACAAAAUAAUAAUACUCUAUUAGGUGUGAGGACUUAAAAUAUUUCAUCGAGUAUUCGGAGAAAUUUAUUGAGACAAAGAAAACUAGACAUUUACGUCCCAUCAUGGUUAGUGAAUUUUUUCAUAUCAAAUUGUUGUCUUGUAAUUUAUGCGAGAUUAUUAUACUGGACCUGGUUUUUCAAAUGGUAUUGUCAUGAUAUGGAAAUAAAUAUUUAAUAAGAUAAAUAUUUAAACAUUCCAUUUUACUCUUGGAAUAUUAUUUUCAAAAUCAUAUUCUUUUAGUCAUGAAAUUCAUUUCUAUUUACAUAUAUUACCAUUCUGAACCUGGUCGUGAAGCUUGUGCUGUGUAUAUGAAUAUAAUUAAAACAUUUAAUAUUAGCACAAGUAUAGAAUAUAAAAAUAAAAUACAGAAUUCCUUUUAAUUGGCACAUGCAGUUUCAUACAAUUAAAUCGAUGCUAUAUCAUUGAAAUUUAUCAUUGCCUAUAGAAUAAUAUACUUUUAUUAACAUAUCAUACUUAUGUGCUAGCACUAUAGAUGAAUAGAUUUUCAAUUAGGCUGCAAAUCAGAAUACAUAGAAAUACAUAUCAGUAAUUGCAUGGGAUAAAUUUUGGAAUUUAUAACGAUCUUCAAAUUUACUGGUAUGAUAUUUCUUAAAUUUACAUUUUAGAUAUUUUUUUUAGUAAGAUGGAUUAGUUAGUAAUACAUAUAUAUUCUUUUUUUACACAGUCAGAUUAUCAACCGGUCGAUAUGUUGUAUCAGUUAAUAUUUAUUAAAUAUUUUAAUUUGUUAAAAAGAUUAAAUAAUUUGUUAAUAUUAACAGCAAAUAAAUAAGAGAAAGAGCCAUAAAUUGUACAAAUCAUAGCAAAUAACAUAUUAUUUACAUUGCUAUGUGCAAUAAUAGGUUUAUGUUGAAAAUAUUCAUACUCUGUUAUUCUAAUCAUAAUAACUCAUAUAAAUGCAUUUACGUCGAUAAUUGUCAUAUACCUAUUUAAAAUAGACUGAAAAAUCAGGAUCAGUUGAUAAUCACUGUGCGUUGCGAAGAGACUGUACUUUCAAGUUUAUAAUAGUUAAUAAAUAUAAAUUAAGACUUUGCGUACAUAUCUAAAUAAUAAUAGCAGUGUAAGUAGACCAAAAAUGCUGGUUUUAAAAAUUUUAUCUUGCUUGCAUUAUCUGUUGAAUAAUAUUUAGAAGCAUUUUAAGAUAUUCAUUUAUUGCAUAAGGAUUAUCAUAUUUAAUUGCAAUACAUUAAUCGAAUGAUAGAAUUCAUAACAUUUGUUCUAUUGCAACGAGAUUAGUAGAUUAUUGAUAAAAAAAUUUUCCAAUGUUAACGAAAAAUUUUGUAAAUAACAACGCAAUCAAAUUUUUAAAUUCGAUUAAUUAAAGAUGCAUUGUAAUAGCAAAUGCAAGUAUAUUCGGCGGAUCAUCCAAUCAGUAUUUAAUCAAAUUAAGAAUUUAUUUGUUUAAUAAUUAUUAAUUAUCUAUUAUGUUAAAAAUACGUUAUUAAUUAAUUUUAUAUGGUUUUAAUGAAAAUGAUAAUAUGCGUUGUUAAUUAACAUUUUAUACACGUUGCUUCUACGAAAGUGUAAAUUUCGAUAUUGUAAUCUUUUGGUCAUAUUUAUAACGAGCUCUCAAAUUAUACUCAUGUAUUUCUUUUAACAAUUAAACUAUCAUCGAUUAAAUUUUCAAAUAAUUAUAUUCUUGCGAAAAAUGUAGAAUUUACAUACCUAUAUAAACGUAAAUAGUCAGCUUAUAUUUCUACAACCAAGUAAUUUCUCUCAAAUGAAAAAAAAAAUGUAGUCAAUAAGAUUAAUCUUUUUGCAGAAAUCAGCGUAAAUUAUUAUAAAAAAAUUGAAUGUAAUGGAGUUAAAAUGAAAUGAAACUGAUCGUC